Messenger RNA from Anguilla rostrata (American eel), 8125 nucleotides. RefSeq names its product synaptotagmin XIVa (gene syt14a). Gene Ontology annotation, molecular function: phospholipid binding. The record is from RefSeq and is a predicted model, not a curated record. The coding region runs from base 28 to 2250 and encodes 740 amino acids. The transcript has 7 exons. NCBI's taxonomy places the organism in Eukaryota, Metazoa, Chordata, Actinopteri, Anguilliformes, Anguillidae.
GGUGUAAGGAGACGGGGGUAGUCCAGCAUGGCGUUCUUCAGGGGCUUCCAGCCCAGCCUCCCGUCGGUCUCCUCGCUGCUGGACUCGGUGACCAGCGCGGUGGACGACCUGGCGUUCGCGGUGGGCGACGUCACCUUCGCGGUGAGCGACCAGCUGGCGGGGCAGGUGAGCAGCCUCAGGCAGAGGGCGCAGGCGGAGGAGGAGGAGAAGCUGCGGAGCGCCCAGUGGGCGGAGGCGGCGGAGCGGGAGGCGCGGGAGGCGCAGAAGGAGGCGGUCCUCCUGCGGGAGAUGAGGCUGAGGAGGCGGGGCUCCCAGGACCCCGGGUCCGCGGACACCACGGACUACAGCGCGGGCUCCGCCCCCUCCACCGAGACCUUCUCCACCUGCAGCGACCUCUCCCAGACCCGGGACGGUGACCUGGAGGGGCCGGCCGGGAGGGACGGCGACCCGACACGGAAAAGCGAGGCGGCGGCGGCGGCGGGGGGGCGCCCGGGGGGGACAGGCCGAAACGCGGGGGCGGAGAACGGGAGAGCCAGCGCCAGGGAGAGAAAGAAACCCCCAACGACCCGCGACGCUGAGGGCGUGGCCCGCACUCCCUCCCAGGCUGACCUGAGAGCGGGGAAGAAGAAGGGGGGGCGGAGUUCGGCCAAUGAGCAGGAAGGAGGGAGGAGGGCGUCUUCCAGAGCCGACGGCAGGACCCCAGGUGAUCUGACGAGGAAAGAGUCGAACAGAAGGAAAUCUGGGAAAGAGAAGAGCUACGCGGACGGGGAUCCCCAGGGCUCCUCCUCUGACAGCGAGGACGAGGUGAUGGGGAAGUACCAGGAGGCGGUGUCGCGGUCCCAGGGCCUCCGGGGGGGGGGCGACCCCCGCCACCAGAGGGGCUUCGGCUGGGAGACCCGGCAGAAGUACAGCCCCCUGUCCGCCGAGUACGAUGGCUACAGCAGCGAGGUCUCCACAGAGGAAGUGAACUGCAUCCAGAGGAUGAGGCGGACCCCCCCGCUGGACGAGCUGCAGCCGCCCCCCUACCAGGACGAGGACGGGUCCCCGCGCAUGUCCUGCACCCCCUCGGACCUGGGCGACGCCAAGUGCGAGCUGUCCCGCUGCAGCGACAGCCCCCGCCACUCCUACGGCAAGAGCCCCAGCGAGACCAGCGGGGGGCAGGAGACCGAGAGCUACCUCAACAAGGGCUACGAGGAGGACGUGCCCAGCGACAGCACCGCCGUGCUCAGCCCCGAGGACAUGUCGGCCCGUGGAUCGGCGGGCCAGCUCCCCAAGGGGUACGAGCCGGAGCCGGUGGCCAAGUACGGCACGCUGGACGUGGUGUUCGACUACGACUCGGACGAGCAGCGCCUGGCGGUGACGGUGACGGCGGUGACGGACAUCCCCGCGCCCAAGCGCACGGGCAGCGUCUCCUGGCAGGUGCACCUGGUGCUGCUGCCCACCAAGAAGCAGCGGGCCAAGACGGGCGUCCAGAAGGGCCCGUGCCCGGUCUUCACCGAGACCUUCAAGUUCAGCCACGUGGAGCCGGAGAUGAUCGGCAACCACGCCGUGCGCUUCCGCCUCUACAGCGUGCGGCGCAUGAAGAAGGAGAAGGUGCUGGGCGAGAAGGUCUUCUACCUCACCAAGCUCAACCUGCAGGGCAGGAUGUCCGUGCCCGUCACCUUGGAGCCCUGCUGCACGCUGCCGCAGGGCUGUGAGUCCCAGGCGAGCGUCUCCGAGACGACGUGCAGCGAGACGGCCUCGUCCUUCCAGUCCGCGGGGCAGGGCUCCACGCCCGAGAUCCUGGUGGGCCUGGUGUACAACGCCACCACAGGCCGGCUCUCCGUGGAGGUCAUCAAGGGCAGCCAUUUUAAAAACCUGGCCGCCAACAAACCACCCAAUGGGCUGUUCUGUUGUCUAAAACACUUGAUAGGUGGACAGGUGUAUAUAAUCAGAGACACCUAUGUUAAGCUGACCCUGUUGAACUCUAUGGGCCAGGAGAUGUCCAAGUGCAAGACGUCCAUCUGCCGGGGCCAGCCCAACCCCACCUACAAGGAGACCUUCGUGUUCCAGGUGGCGUUGUUCCAGCUGUCAGACGUGACGCUCAUCCUGUCCGUCUACAACAAGCGCAGCAUGAAGCGCAAGGAGAUGAUUGGCUGGAUCUCGCUGGGCCUCAACAGCUCGGGCGAGGAGGAGCUCUCGCACUGGACCCUGAUGAAGGAGUCCAAGGGCCAGCAGGUGUGCCGCUGGCACAGCCUGCUGGAGACCUAGGAGGAAGAGGAGGAGGAAGAGGAUGAUGAGCAGGCGGGGGAGGAGGAGGAGGAAGGAAGGGAGGGAGGCAGCAGAAAUGGAAGCUUCUGGAAAACGCUGAACUGUCCUCCAGUGGAACUGGAGAGGCGUUUCGGGGUGGGGGGUGGGGGUGGGGUGCAGUGCCGGUGUAGGCCCGAGGUGGGUGUGGCCUGGAGGUUAGAAUAAUGACAGCCUGUGGAAUUUAAGAAAAGGCCUGACCUGCCAGAGUCUGUUUCUCAAACGGGACACUGAAGAGGUUGAGGACCGGGCUGAAAGGGGGAAAGGCGUCCUGCUCGCUCCUGGUGACCGGUGGGGCUCCCCGAGGCAGGGGGUGUCUUUUUGGGGAUGUUUCGUGCUCUACCCCUCCUACAGCCAUUAAGCUCGUCCACCGAAGGAUCACUAGCACAACAUGCACAGGUACAAGGGCACGAGGAACAAACAGGUUCAUCUAAACACCACACACAGCCCGCUCCCCUGUCAUAUUCUAUAUGAAUCAAUAGCCAAGGGUAUGAGAGCCUCUCACACGGUGAUUGUACAGCCCUUUAAAUGAAAUGGAAGGGGCAGUGCUCCGUGAUCAUGCUAAAACCUUAUGACAGGGCUGCCCAACCCUGUGCCAGGAGAUGUACGGUCCUAUAGGUUUUCACCCCAACCUCAACAAGGCACAUCUCACUCAGCAGCUAGAGCAGGGCUGCCCAGCCCUGUUCCUGGAGAUCUGCCGUCCUGUAGGUUUACACUCCAACCCUAACAAGGCCCAUCUCGCCCAACAGCUAGAGCAGAGUUGUCCAACCCUGUUCCUGGAGGUCUACCCUGUCCUGUAGGUUUUCACUCCAACCCUAACAAGGCACAUCUCACCCAACAGCUACUGCAGAGCAGUGUUUCUCAACUCUAUUCCUGGAGAUCUACCGUCCUCCUGUAGGUUUUCACUCCAACCCCAACAAGGCGCAUCUCAUUGGAAAGCUAGGGAUCUCACUGAGCUGCUAAUUAGCAGAAUCCGGUGUGACAAUGGGAGGCGCAUGGGAUUCGUUUCGACAGUGAAGGAGAAAAAGAUUGAGUGCAGCUCAGAGACCGUAGACUGCCACCGUGGUGAUCGUGCAUGUAAGGCUGAGGCUCAGUACGUGAUACCAGUGCCUAUUAACUUUAGACAUCAAGAGUAUGCUAAUUGUUUUUCUUUUUUUGGCUUUCACACCAUUCGAAGUAGUUCAGGUGUGCGUCCACACCUGUCACCUGUAGUUUAACGCAAGUGCAUGUACGCACAUGUUGUAAUGAACACUUGGUAUCGGCCUAAAAAAAACCCUUUUAAAAUAACAGGGUAAAUCGGUUUACAUUUGGGGUAAGAAAGCAGUAAACUCCACUGUGGUUUCCAUUAUGGGGUGGAAGUGGAAAUUAAGAAUUUAAUUUUCUUAUUGGACUUAUUGUUAUACAGAUGAGAAAGUGCACAUUGUACACAUUGUGGCGAAGUUAUCGCAUGAUUUUUUUCCCCCCGUUUUGUUUUUCCAAUAAUAUUGAUUCCACACAAUGGCAUGUAGCUGAAAGUCUGUCUUUCGCAGAAUUUUAAAGUCCACUUCUAUCAAGCUAUCCACCCAAUGCUAUCCAUCAUUUUAUCAUUCCUAUGGAGAUACAGGUCAUCUUUGUUAAUUGUUUGGAUGAUGAGGCCUUUGAAGUUGAAAUUGGAAGAACUGGGAGAGGUGUAGCCUCAGCUGUUGGGAGAGAAGCAGGGCUCAGUAAACCAGUCAUGAUUCAGCACAAUUCCACCAGAGAGGCCCCGCCAAUGCCUUGCGUAAAAGUAAGUGCAGUUCACCAGAAGUCCCACAUAGAGGGGCAACCAAAAAAAAGGAAAUAAAUGAAAUUUAUAGUAACAGAUAAUGUUUGUCACUCCUGGGUAAACUUAGCAGUUGCCAAGCUGGAACAUCUCUGGGGUUGUGAGAAACUAUAAACACAAUGUUGGUGGUUUUAAUUCUUAUUGCUUGAUGGUAUUUUCAUUACGACUAUUGGUUGGUUUUUCUCUCCAGUUGUGUUAGUCACACCCGAGUUUGAUAGUGAUCUGUUUUCUGGAUAUAAUUUUCAGGGGUAUUGGUUGCGUUUUUCAUGCAGUGGUGCGCAGUUAGCAUACGUUAGGCCAUCUCUGAGGACCCUUUUUUGGCCGUCUGCUCCUCCUGUAGAACUCCGCGAGGUGAAUUUCAGGUAGGCAGGAGAGCGUAGCGUUGCGAGCUCGUUAGCUUCUCUGGAAAAGACUGUUUGCCCCGCAUAUGACGUACUGUAAUUGUACUGAUACAACUUUAUGGCACUCUUUGAAUUAACCCUGGAAAGCUCCUUACCAUGGUAUUUUCGAACUGCACUAAUUAUUAUUAUUUAUUUAUUUGAUUAUUAUUAUUAUAUUCUGACAACCAAGAGGCAGUAUGCUGUAUGGGUUUUAAUGUACUCUGUGGGAAACCUUGGCUUUGUAAACAGUAGAACUGAAGUGAAUGUUAAAAUUGUGUUUUCACUACGCCCUCAGGCUACGUCAGUACCUGGCCAAUCAGACGCUCUGUCAUCAGCUCGGCUGAAUGCUGUUUAAUAUGAUAAGGGUUCCUUCUCUUGUGUCUGACUAUGUGAGCAUCGACAGUACGGUUGAAGAGGUGGCAGUUUGCCCAGCACCUUCACAGGCUAAUUCCACUCCGGCUGUGUGCAUCUUCUGCUGCUCUUCUGUCUGACGUGUACAAGGUUGGUGUUCCAGCAUCCUACAUAGGCGGCCUCAAGGUGGCAGUAAUGAGCACUCAAGGCCCCUGCCCAUUUCUAAACUCCCCUGAAGGCUGUGGAUAUUUACCAUGAGCCUGUCCUGACUGCUACAGUAGAGCUCAGUGCUGUUCUGGGGGCCUAAUUUAGGAGGCUCUUAUCACUGCCUUUAGUGUGUAAUACUCUAGUGAGUGAUUUGGCGGGAACUGUUUCAGCAGGGAGGGGUUGGAUGGCAGCGGUACUCUUGGCUGUGGGCUACAUUACCGAAUCCUCUCUCACUUGCCUUAUAGAGGGGCGUGGCCUGUGCACAAAGGGGGGCGGGGCUUCCUGUGCUUAUCAUGGGCGGAGCUUAGGCUCAGAUCCUAACUGGAACUGUAGGGGGGGAAUCGAGAGUUUUCUCUGGAGCCGAGGGGGUCCACACAUGCACACAGACAUGCACUGUACCUCCAGGCUCACACACAUACUGUUCCUUGUGUCCACACGUUCACAAACACACACACACACACACACGUGAAAAGCACACAGCUACAGAGGUUAUACACUGAGGUGAAGAGAAUGCAAAGUGAUGUGCUAUCUGGCUGUUUUAACAAGCGGCUAAUUUUAAGGAGCAGUUUCUUCUGAACUGGGGGCGGGGACAGGCAUGCCCAGGCAGGAACGAACCCAGCCCAUCCUAUUGCAGAAGGCUUUCGGCCAAUCAGGCGAAGGCUGUGGCCCGGUGCUGAUUGCGGGCCCACUGGGCUCAGAACCGCCACAGGAAGUGCUCCAUGUGUGUGUGAGCCGCGACCAGUACCAUAGAUAUCCGUCUGGCUUUGGAGCCAUAGCUGACCAAUGUGCUUUAUACAGCCAAGGCUGACUGUGCUCGCUGAAAUGGUGGACUAACAGGAAAUAACAGGAAAACCAUCGGCAGUCUUGAGCAAAGUGGUCUCAUUGGCUGAGCCUGUCAUAACAAGGUUAAAACAUGGCUUGCCUAUUGGCCACAAAGGCAAGUUUGUCAUAUGGACAGUACCAUUGUACAAAAAUUGAGGGGUGGCAUGUGAGUUUUAUAGGUAGCUACAGGUAGCUUCCUGUGAGACAGGAAGGGGCGGAGCCCUAUUGCUCACUUAGGGUAACUGGUUUCUCAAUCUCUUUGCGAUCUCCUUCAAUUCUAAUGUAUUUCGAUCAAGAUACUUCUAACCUAUUGAUUGUUGCAUACUGUAUACUUUAUAUAGAUUUUUUCCUAUCUAUUUUUAUAUUAAAGAGAACAUUGAGACAAGAUGGUAUCUGGUAUAAGUUAAAAGCUCUGUGAGCAAUAUGAUUUUGGAGGUACGUACUUUUAAUCAGUUGGGUUUCUUCUUCCUUUGUUAAUUAAUCGAUUGUGUCAUUUUCCCACAAAAAACUGAAGGCCGGUUCGGCUCAGAAAGCCAUCAGUUGGUGAGAUGGUUUGAGGUUUUCAGGAUACAUAAGUUUCAUGACAUCUAAGCUACCAUUGAUGAUCACUGUAGUCUCUGAGAUUCAAUCAGAUUGAAGUCUUCGAUUUAAGUCUUGAGUUCCAAGAGUUACAGGAUGAGAUGGAUCAUGUUGAUCAAACUAACAUGUAGCUCGUUGUUAUGGAAACGGUCAUUCAUUAGCCAUUGGCUGUGAUUGCUCGGCAAGUUUUCGAGACGUCCAGUCUCCUCUCACCUGCUGCUGGAGUUCUGGUCUGAACUGGGCCUAACAGACCAACAAAAAGUUUUCACAGUGAACUCUGCUUGCUUCUGUGGUCAUGUUUUACUUUUCAGAUGCAAUCUAAAUGGGGAAUAACAAAAAAGAAGAAAUAUAAAUAUGUACAAAAUGGGGGUUUAAAAAAUGUAUGGGAAAAACAUUGUUCCUUAAGUGUGAUAUUGUUUCUCGACUGUGCUGAUGUCAGCGGUGGUAUUGAUUAUGAACUGUCUCUGGUCUCAUACUAUCCCCAUUGAAGAUGUAUUUUUAAAAAAAAAGAAAAACUCAAAAAAGAGAAAAGAAAAUCUCACUCAGCCUUGUGAACUGGUACGCUUUGUAAGGACAAAAGCACAUCUUUACAGCACAACAGUGAUGAAACACACCUUGUGAAAGGCAGCAGACAAGGAACGUCCCCCAAAUGCACGUUUCACGUGUCCACCUCUCACACACUCUCUCUCGCACGCCCAUCUCUUACACAACCACUUUCACAUGAACACCUCUAAGCUAAGCGUAAGAGCAAAAUCGUUCCCCGUCUUAAACUGAUCAAAGCUGCAUCGUUUUCACAUCGUACUCAAGACUGCGGGAUCAGGACCUUUCUUUGCUCUGAAUUUUGAGAACUUUUUUUUUCCCCUUAAACCUGAGAGACUGAGAACACGUGGCGAACAAGGCUUUUUGCAGCCGACGGUUGGCUGCGAUUCGCGUGUGACCUAAUCGCGCAUUCUGGCCAAUCGUCUCGUCCGAAUGUGUGAUCCUGGUGCUAAUUAGAGUCUGUUAAAUACAGACAGGGAGGAGCAGGAAAAAUGCUCUUGUUUCUCAAUGAGGAAAUACAGGUCUGGAGAGAGGUUUCCUAAGGAUACUAAUAUAUGGUGUCUGAUUGGGUUUCAUGCCUCUCCUUCAGUCUUUUACCUAGUAAAAUGCUUUGCCUUACUCUACUGAUGAUAGAGCAAUGGGCUUUUUUGUAUAAAUCACAUAAGUAUAUACGGAAAGUUAGGCCAUUAUAUUAAUGUACUUUUUUUGUUAUCUUUCUUAUAAAAAUACGUUAAGCAUUCCCUUCUGUGACCAGUAGAUGUGAACUGAAAUUCUGUUCACCUACAAUAUGCCUUUUAAACUUCUCAGCAUUUCCGAUUUCGGCGAAUCGGUGGCAUUGAUACCUUUGACGGGGUUUUGACAUGCUUCAGUUGUCACCUGACACGAGAACCUGAUCAUUGCCUUGCUUUUUGUCAUAGAAGAGGGGGCACAGGUGGCAUUCUAGAAUUUUGGAAGAUGUGUAAAAAUUGAUUGGAGGUUUACCAUUAUUGCAAUCUCAAUUAAAUACUUGAGCUUGAAAGCUCACUAUAAAAAGAACAAAAAAAUAUGUAAUUCUUCUGGAACUGCGGUGGCUGAUAUUCAUCUCUUGUUUGGUUCAAUGCAAUCACUGUAUGAUACAUACAAUUCUUAAUAAAUUUCUCAGUGUUACAAAUCUCAACAA